Molecule: messenger RNA, 345 nt
Organism: Didymodactylos carnosus
Lineage: Eukaryota; Metazoa; Rotifera; Eurotatoria; Philodinida; Philodinidae
Source: the annotation of a GenBank genome assembly
AUGUUAUUUUCGUUAUAUCACUUGAAGGAUGUCCAUGUUAAUUCAUCUAAAAAACAAACGAAGCAACCAUCAUCAUCGUCACUACCACCGGUAACGUCAGCAAGUUCAAUAAACCGACAAACCAACACAAAACCAAUAAUUAUGAUUAGUUAUGCGCAUGAUAAAAGUUUCGUAUCGCAAGAACAAUUACUAAAUCAAACACAAAUCUUUAAUGUUUGGAUUGAUAAACAAAAUGCUAAUUCUGUCGGCGAUGUUUGGGAACAAAUUGCCAACGGCAUUAAACAAUCACAUCUUCUUAUAACAAUAUUAACAAAAAAAUAUUAUGAAAGUCGGUCGUGUAGAUAA